This is a messenger RNA of Trichophyton rubrum CBS 118892, 3114 nucleotides long. RefSeq lists its product as uncharacterized. The record is from RefSeq and is a predicted model, not a curated record. Bases 1 to 3114 code for a protein of 1037 amino acids. The transcript has 2 exons. NCBI's taxonomy places the organism in Eukaryota, Fungi, Ascomycota, Eurotiomycetes, Onygenales, Arthrodermataceae.
AUGGGUACCAGCGACGAGGAGGAGCUGACGGGCUACGGCUACUCCCAGGAGGCCGCCGGCCAGGGCCACUUCGAGCUCGAGCGGUCGUGGAAGCUGACCCGGCUGCGCUGCAUGGUCUACGCCCGGCUCGGCGACAUGGAAGAAGAUGAUGAGGAAGAGUACCUGCACCGUGAAGGGCUGAGCGAGACCAACGGCAGGCCGUACUUUAUGAACCACGGCGGCAUGCUCACGCCCGCGGCCGCCAUCUUCCUGACCUCCAUCCUCGAGUACAUCGCAGAGAACAUCCUCAUCAUCGCCGGCGAGAACUCCAGCGCCCGCCUGGGCUUCUCCGACGAGAACGACGAGCGCAAGUACCAGGGCGGCACGCUGGUCGUGGACGACGUCGACGUCGAGAAGGUCGCCCUCAACCCGACCCUGGGCCGCCUCUGGCGCACCUGGCGCAAGAACCUGCGGGCUCCGGCCCUGUCGCGGACGCUGUCGAGGGAGUCGCUGGUGCGCCGGGGAUGCUCAUCGCGGACGAGCACGCACAGCAGCGUCGGCACCUUCGAGACCUUUGAUACCUUCAACGGCUUCUCCUUUGGCCGCAAGAUCUCGAGCGCCGAUCAGCAUGUUUCAGACACUGCGAGCGUCAACACCUGCGUGAACAUCAACCCGGCUGACAUCCCCCUGCCGAUUAGCGAGUAUGACAUUGACGAGAUUGAGAUCCCUGGUUUCAGCGCCCAGCUCGCUGUCGCCCUGCCCGCGCGCUCCAUGCGGCCCCGGAGCCUGUUCAUCUCGAGCCCGGACGUCGCAGGCAGGCCGGUCCUGGCCAGGAGCAUCAGCGCCAUCUCGCCCCGGGUCAUUAUGGCAUCAUCAUCAUCGGCAUCGGCAUCGUCAUCGCUGCUGCCGGGUCGUUCCAGCACCAAGCGGGCGCAUAUUCGCUCCAAGUCGCUGCCCCAGUCGAUGUAUAUAACGUCGCCCCUGGCCCCUUCGCCGACCCGUGUCAAACGGUCAGCUUCGUCCGCAGCAGAGACUCGCAAGGAAGACGAAUCACACCUUGAGAGCAUGCCAGAGGCUGAAGAGCCAGAGACUGAUACCAAGGCCGGAGAAUCUGCAUCUGCAUCGGCGACAGCCGCAGCAGCAACAGAACUGGAGCAGGCUGGUCCUGACUCGGCGUCCAUCUACAGCCCCUAUCACCCGGCUUCUAUAUCCUCUCCUCGCUGUCAGAACUCAUCAAUGGAGCAAGAGGCCGUCUCUCCGCCCAGCAGCGAGACGGGCGAUAACAACAGCGUUGUCUCGUCUAUCUAUACCAUUCCCCAAGCCUCCCGGGUGUCUUCCAAGGAGUCCGCUGAAUCUACAACUUCGCAGACUGCAGACAGCAGCUCUGCACGCAUUACCACCUGCGAGGACAUUGCAGACGGUAACCCUGCAUACUACUCCUCUUCAUCCCUCACGGACGACGACCAGGCCACCCGCAAGGCUGCUCGCCGUAAAGCAACCGCCGCCCCCUUAUCCCCUACCAGCAACCCGUUCGGAGACAACAUCGUGGAAACCUCCUUCGUCUCCCGCUCUCCUCGUUCCCCCCGCUCUCCCAGCUGCGGAGCUCGCCUCACCCCCCUGACCGAGGUGGCAGACAACACCCCCGUGCAGAACGAGCGUUCGUCGCCAGACCAGGCCUCUAUCAACUCCGGGGACAGUGAACCCUCCGUCACCCCACGGAGCAGAGCAUGGCUCACAAAAAUCAACACCAACUGUUCCACAAGACAGGCCUUGCCUGUGUCUCCGGGGUCAGAACGCGCUGCCGUUCAACGAGUCACACCUCCGCCGUCCAGCAUCUCUCGAGACUCCAGCAAACUACGCAGGUCAGAGAGUGCAGGCAGCAGGCGUGACGGUCGACCCAUCACCUCUGGCUCCGGCGUCUCCCAGGGCUCCAACAGAAUCAGGGGCUUGAUCAGUAGACAGCCGUCAGACCUGUCCGUCUCCGUCAUCUGCUCGUCAGACGGCAGCGGAUCUGGAUCUACAGCCCUGGAGGAGCUUCUCAUGAGCGACGAAACAAUCCACUAUACCCUGACUCCACGAAACAUGCGUGAGAUGGAAGAGGUCGGCUCGCCUCGGUGGGCUGCUACACGCCCAGCAGACCUAGCUGCAGACCCUGCCGAUACGAGCUCCGUUAAGAGCGGAAAGCAGAGCCGCAGGAUCCUGUCGCCGACCUUCCGCUCCCCUUCGAUCUCAUCCCCUGUGCCUCAGUCUCCGCUUGCUCGAAACCCCCCUAGCCCGCCGCCGCCAAAGCCUAAGAUGGCCGCUCCACAAGCUCGCGAUGCCAGAGUCGAAAACGCAUCUGUCAGAGACUUCGCCAACUUCAUUCGUUCCACAGGACCUGAUAAGGGGUUACACCCACCCGCCGCCCAAUUUAAUAGCAUUGCUCGCGCUGGCAACAAUUCCGUCCCCAACUCUCCUGCAACAACAGGAACCUACUCAAUCAGCCCCCUCGCCACGCCAAAGGCCUCGACGAAAGAUAAUAAUAAUAAUACCUCCAACAUCACCUCCACCCCACGAGCAACCAACCCAAACCGGCCUCGUCUCGAAGCUCGUCCGGCAGUUUUUGUCAGAGAUAACAAGACCUCCGAACUGAUCGACUUCAUCCGUCAGGGGCCUCCUGAUCCUCAAGCUCGUCGUCUGCAGCAGAAAACCGUCGCUCCAUUCAGGAAUACCAUGAACUCAGACGAUUUCAGCUCCUUCAGCCACAUAAUCCGCAGCGAGCGUGACUUCACCAUCGGCGAUAGCUCAAUGCCCGGCACUCAGGACGGCUCCAUGGUCGCUGCAUCAGUCGCCUCCGUCAACUCUCACACCGCGCUAAUCGACUCCAGCACCCGGCCCAACAGCCGAACGCUCCAGUACCGGCUCUCUCCAACGCCGAACAUUCGAGGCGAUGGUUCGGCAACGCCCGCCAAAACACGCCGCCGAGUCAGAGACCCGUACGCCAUUGAUUGGGAUAGCGAAGACGAAUACGACGACGUUCGCGAUGUGGCUAAGCCCAAGGAAGAGAGUCUGGCCGAGUUCCUGAAAAACGGGCCCCCUCCGCCUCCCCCUGCAAAGCCACAGCCGCGAACGAGCUGCAUCGCCAAAAGGCCAUGA